Diospyros lotus (date-plum) is the source of this 830-nucleotide messenger RNA. RefSeq lists its product as uncharacterized. NCBI's taxonomy places the organism in Eukaryota, Viridiplantae, Streptophyta, Magnoliopsida, Ericales, Ebenaceae. The record is from RefSeq and is a predicted model, not a curated record. Bases 239 to 643 code for a protein of 134 amino acids. The transcript has a single exon.
UUCGCCGCCCCCCAGCCCAACAGCGUAGACGCCGUCAAUUUUUCCCCCAAAUACAACCAAACACCGAAAAGCUCCAAUAAAUCCCUCUCUCUCGAUCUCUCUCGAUUUAUCGAUCCGUCUCAAGUUGCAAGCAGAAACUCGAAGAAAUUGGGGGCUAGGGCUACAAUCUUGGAAUCUUGGGACUCUGAAACGCUAGAAGAAAAGGCGACCUUUCUCUUUGAAAGGCUCGCCGCCGGCCAUGUCGGCAUUCUCCAGAUUCGCUUUCUGUGCGAUCAUCUACGGCCUCGUCUUCGCCCUAUGCUUCUGUACGGCCGUCAGAUCGGAGCAUGAUGGGUCUUCCGCCAUCCGAUUACCAAGCGAGGGUGACAACGCCGGCGGGGGCGAUGAUCUCUGCUCUGGUACGGUGACUCGCGCCGCUUGCCCCGUCAAAUGCUUCAGGACCGACCCCGUUUGUGGGGUGGACGGGGUGACCUACUGGUGCGGCUGCGCCGACGCCCUGUGCGCCGGCACGCGUGUUGCCAAGAGAGGUUUCUGUGACGUCGGUAAUGGAGGAAGCGCUUCGCUCUCCGGUCAGGCAUUCCUCUUGGUCCAUAUUGUCUGGCUCAUAUUGCUUGGCUUCUCUGUCUUGUUCGGCCUUCUCUGAGUAGAGUUGCAUAUGUUCUCUCUCGGCUUCCCCCGAUUUCAUUUCUAUUCAUUUCAUCACCGUACGAGAUCAGAUCUGCUAAUUUGGUCCUUUCUUUUCCUGUCUGUUUCUUACUUUUGCAUAUGAAUGUUUGUUUGUAUAUGAUUACUAUAAUUGAGAAUGUGAAUCACGGCCAUUUGUUCUCUCA